UGAACAAGGCCUCCUCGACGACACUCGGCUGUGGUUUGUCGUUCAGUGAAACAAGGAUUUCGAGUAGUGUUAGAUUUCGUGUUUUCGGUGGGAACCAAUUAAUUAUUUAUUAGCAAAAUGAGCUGGCAGGAUUAUGUAGACAAGCAAUUACUUGCUUCCCGUUGUGUAACAAAAGCGGCGAUCGCAGGACACGAUGGCAAUAUAUGGGCAAAAUCUGACAAUUUUGAUGUGACGAAAGAAGAAUUAGCAAAACUUGUCCAAGGUUUCGAAAAAGAAGACAUCCUCACGUCAUCAGGUGUAACCAUAGCAGGCAAACGAUACAUAUACUUAUCAGGUACAGAUCGUGUUAUAAGAGCAAAAUUGGGCAAAGUAGGAGUACAUUGUAUGAAGACAACACAAGCCGUCGUGGUAUCCCUUUACGAAGAUCCCAUUCAGCCCCAACAGGCUGCUUCAGUUGUAGAAAAAUUAGGGGAUUACCUAAUUACCUGCGGUUACUAGAGAUAGCGUGAAUAGCUGCGUUACACAUCAGCCCUGCAGCGUUUACAAGCAACCGAAAUUUGAUUUUUUAAUUAACAGCGAAAAGAAGCAAUGUGUAUAACGAGUGUAUCAGUAUAUAAAAGUUGUUCAAUGUGAAGACAGCAGCACGUUGAAUUUCUUUCAUAAACUUUUAUUAUAUGCAUUAUUAUGUCGUUUUGGUAAUUGCAGUGGUUUAUUUUAUAAGCAUCGACCUCCGUUUCAAUGGUUUUAAAGUGUAAUUAAUCUUUAAAAAAAAUUAUUCGUACAGUACUGCAAUUUUACGCAUUAAAAAAUCAAUAUAUUGUAUUUAAUUAAUCAAUGAUUAUAUUGUGCUUAUAAAAUAGCCUACGUUCCUCAUCGUAAUUAUUUAGACUGUGGUCUCAUAUUUACAUUGUUUUUAGGACUCUUUCUAGGUUACGUUUUUCUUUUCUGUCUUUUGUGAUGCCAUGCCCUUUCAGGCAAGUUUUUUUUUUAAUGUAAAAAGCAACCGGCCGAAGGGACAUGUCGUACUACUACAUACAGCAAGUUAAAAUAAUAAAAUUCAGCAUUUCAUGUAAGCUUUUCCUAUACAACAUUGCUAUAAUAAUAAUCUAAAUAUUUGAUACUGAAAAACUUAAAGUUAGGAUUUUUUAAAUAAAAAUCUCUAGUCCC
Molecule: messenger RNA, 1167 nt
Organism: Agrilus planipennis (emerald ash borer)
Lineage: Eukaryota; Metazoa; Arthropoda; Insecta; Coleoptera; Buprestidae
Gene: chic
Product: profilin
Exons: 4
Coding region: 118-498 (126 amino acids)
Cellular component (GO): cell cortex
Molecular function (GO): actin monomer binding
Source: RefSeq, a predicted model, not a curated record